Candoia aspera is the source of this 3814-nucleotide messenger RNA. It is a transcript of the gene SIGIRR, whose product is annotated as single Ig and TIR domain containing. Gene Ontology annotation, biological process: signal transduction. The transcript is spliced from 10 exons. The coding region runs from base 42 to 1700 and encodes 552 amino acids. Lineage: Eukaryota; Metazoa; Chordata; Lepidosauria; Squamata; Candoiidae. The record is from RefSeq and is a predicted model, not a curated record.
UGAUCUCCAAUUUGCAGGGUGCUCUUCAUGAAUAAGCUAAAAUGACUGUGAAAUUGCUCUCAGUUUGGUCCUUGCCAUUUGUCCUCUUGACUUUCUGCCUUGCCAGAGGGAGUGGACAGGAAAGAAUGGCAAUUUCUCAAGCUUCCAAUUUAUCCUGUGUGGACCCAGAUCAUUUGUAUGAUCAUACCAUUUGGAUCCAACAAGAGUCCGUUAAUCAUUUGUUCUGCCCUUUGGAUAAUCAGAGCCUCCAGCUACUUCAGUCUGCCUCUGACUUCAGUGUCCAGUGGAGCAAAGAUUGCCACCCGCUUAACCUCUCCUCCUCAGGCCACCUGCAUAGCACCCUGCAGAACACAAGUGCAUUCCUCACCUUUGAGCACCCAAGGGCGAAUGAUGCAGGCAACUACACCUGUACCCUCUACUUGAAUAAUCAAAGAAAUAUCUCCUUUACUAUUCAGCUGGACAUGGCAGAUCUUUGCAGUAUGCUUCCCCACUUCCUUUAUCCCUCUAGCAAUCUGACUUUGGAGCAAGCUUUGGAAAGUCAAAUAACACUGAACUGCACAGUGCAGCUGCCUUUCAGUAACGACUGUGAUCUUGACCUGCACUGGAUGAAAGAUAAUCAGUUGUUAGACAAUAAAACUCAUGCUUCUUAUACUCAGUGGUUCAAUGACAAUGAAACCAAAAUAUUUAUCUCCAGUGCUUUAGCGCUAAACAUGACUUCUGAUGAAAAUUAUGGAGUUUUUGCCUGCUUGAUUAGAAAUACUACAGCAUUUUUUACACUGAAAAAAACAGAAGAGACUGCUGGGCAUUUGGGUGCAGUGCUAGCUGCGCUUUUUGCUGUGGCACUCCUGCUGUUCGUAGCUGUAAUGUAUGUGAAGUGCCGACUGAACGUCCUGCUCUGGUACAGGAAUCAUUAUGGAGAAGUAGAAAUCAAUGAUGGAAAAAUUUAUGAUGCCUAUGUGUCUUACACUGAUUCAGUGGAUGAUAGAAAAUUUGUGAAUUUUAUAGUGAAGCCACAGCUAGAGAAUCGCUAUGGUUACAAGCUCUUUUUAGAUGAUAAGGAUAUUCUGCCCAACUCAGAACCUUCUGCAGAUCUGAUUAUGAAUGUUAGCCGAUGUCGACGCCUUCUUGUGGUUCUUUCUUAUCCAUACCUGGAACAGGAAUGGUGCAAUAAUAAUUUCAGGGAAGGACUUUGGAGACUGCUGGAACUGUCCCGGAAGCCAAUCUUCAUUGUCUUUGAGAGCCAAUAUCGAGAAAUAGCACAUCCAGCCAUUAAUUUGCUAAAGCAGCACAAGAGCAACGUGACCUUGUUGAUGUGGCAUGCUGGCUCCAUGGCAAUUUCGUCAGCUUUCUGGAAGGAGCUGUGCCUCUCCCUGCCACGGAAAGUAUCUUAUCAAGGUCUCAGGGGGGAUCCCCAAACCUGUCUCCAGGAAGACAAGGAUCCAAUGCUGAUUCUCCAUAGCAACUAUCCAGAAUUCCAGGGGGAUUCCCACUCUGAAGGAGACAUUGUCGUCCGGGGACCCGUUAUCAAAGGCCCACCACCAGUUCGUAUGAUUGGUCCUGAUGGUCCAUGUCUUGGGGCAAUGGAAGAAGUACAGCUUGAGGAAAACCAGAAGAGUGAGAUAGACAUUUCUGACCUGGGAUCUCGCAACUAUGAAGCAAGGACAGACUUUUACUGCCUAGUGACAGAAGAUGAUAUAUAAGGCCUGCUAAGAUAUUCCUGUGAAAAUGACAAUUUUUAUCAGCAUGGUGUUCCUUGACAGGGAUAAUAUGCUUGAUUAGUCUCUUUAAUCCAGAACGACCCAUGAAGUACUAUAGAAUUCUCACCUGGUCUUAAUGCUUUUCAACAUGUUUAUCACUAACUUAGAUGAAGGGUUGCAGUGGAAGAAAUGUUCAGGUGACACAAAACUCGGAGGAGUAGCUAAGACUUCAGGAGAUAAGAAUAAAACAGCAGAGGCUUGACAUCCUUCUGUUGGGCACUGCAUUAAACAGGGCAGUUGGAUAAGGUAGCCUCUGAGCCCCCUACAUGAUUCUAUAAGCAUUCACCACUGAGAUGGAUACAAGGUUUCUGGGGACAUCUGGUUAUCUUGUACACAAUAGUGCCAUACAAUUCCAGAUAAUGAUCUUGCAUCAGAUCACCAUGCUGGGACUUACCUAAGCAGCAGGACUGGCAAGCUUUUCAGUUACUGCUAACAUCUCCAGGUAGGUUUUGAUAUACAAGAAAGGAACAUUAAUGACUAAACAUUAUUAGUGUAAUUGAAAUUAUAAAGGGAAAUAUCAACACUAAGAUGAUCUGAGACUCCAUUCUUGCUAGAAAAAUGCAAAGAAUGGCAGGUUUCUAAAUGAAAAAGAGCUUUGAUUUUCUUUGGAAGAAAGUAUCAAGACACUUACUUGUACUUAUUUCCAUGUACAUUUGAAAAUGCUGCCGUAGUAUACGCUAUCACCAAUGGAUGCAGACCUGCAUAGAAUUUUAGGCCAAUAGAAUACUAUUGCUAUUUAUUAUUUAUAUAGUGCCAUCUAAGUAGAUGAUGGCAUUCUUUAUUGGGAAUUGGGAAACUAGAUUAGUUUCAUCGCAAAUUGGUUUCAUUGGUUUCAUUUCUCAAGCACUGUUAGUCUUUGGUAGCUAAAAAUCAGAAACUGUCUGGUACCACCUUUUCAGAUAAACACAUUGUAUUAAGGCAUACUGUAAGCUUUCAUAAGCUAAGGUCACAUCAUCAGAUGCAUGGAGUGACUCAAGUGAUGCAGGAUUUAAAUUGGGAUGAGGCAAGGGAGAAGAGAUGACUGUGGUUAUGCAGAUCCAGUUUACAUGUAAGAUAGAUUGCAAGUACCUUAUCAAAACCUAUUCGUUGAGAUCUUCUAAAAUAUUUCAAUCUGUUCAGAAAUCUCUUGUUCAAUUGCACUGGUAACGUUCCUUUUUUCCAAGGGGAAAAUUCAUACAUACUGUACAUACAUAUUAGAGUAUCCAAGCUGGUUUCAGUAAUAGGAAGUAACUUGAAAGAAAAAAAAGGAAAGAAAAAUAUCUUAGAUGCCUAUUGGUAGGGGAAAAAGAGAAGGGAUACAGGAACGGGGCUGGGAAGGAGACCAAAAUUUUUUUAAAAAGAAUUUGGAGAUGGAGGGCAAGUAUGAUAUCAAAACAUUUAAAACAAAUGUCCCAGGAAGUAUCAGGAAUUGUGGAGUCCUUGGUGCUAUCUGAGCCUUGUUGUUUUCUUGCAGACAUUUCAUUGCCAGACUAGGCAACAUCUUCAGGUUGCACUGAAGAUGUUGCCUAGUCUGGCAAUGAAACAUCUGCAAGAAAACAACACUUCAACCCUGAGCUACAAAUAGUCUCUUCGAUUGGUAGUAUCAGGAAUUCAAUUGGGAUACACUAUAGGAUUGUGAGCAGCUGCUCAAGUUCUCAAAAUUUGAAAGUCCAGAAAUUAGGACUAAUUCUUUUAAGCAGUAGAGUAAGCAUAGCAUAUUGAAAUUGCCCCUCAAGUUUUAUCCAAAUUAAACCCCAAGAAAAAGUUGAUUUAGAGAGCAGAAAGGUUAUCUUGCAAUGAUAUUAGAGUGAUGGUGCUUGACCAAGUGUUUCUUUGUUCUCUGAUCAUUGUAAUGACAAAAGUUCCUCUUCAAAAGGUUUCUUGUUAGAAAAAGAUUGUCCAAUAUUCUAAACCACUUUACUCUCUUCAGACAAGCUUCUGUGUAUCAAAGGACCAAGCACAACAGGAACAUUUCAACAAGCCAACCUUACACUGGGCUUAAAUACUGGUUUGUGCAAUUCAAAAGGCAGCUGUUUUUACUCUAAAGAUUGGACUGCAAAUAAAGUGUUGCCAUUUUA